GGUAAGCAGACAGCUCGGAGCGGGACCCUUGAAACUAAACACUUUACUGUCUGUUGUUGUGUUUUUUUGGGGGGGACUUUAGCCUUAUUUCACAUUUGUUUAUAAAGAUAGAAAUUAGUUUUUAAUUUAAAAUGUGCUUAACAACAUUACAGCGUUAGGCUUGGGGUCUGUGUUUCAGAGUAAAGCUGAAUAAUUAAUUAUGACAAUAUAAUAGUAUCAGUACUAAUGCCCCUAAGUGCAUGAGAAACAAAGAAAUGGCUCCCAAGAAGCAGCAGCUGAAGCCAACAACAGCUAACAUCUCCAGCUCGUUGGACCUGGAGUCUGAGGACAUCAGCCUGGAGACAACAGUACCGACCACCGAGGAUGUGUCUUCGUCCGACGAGCAACGCAACGGCUCCCAGAAGGUCACGCGCCAGCUGAUCGAGAGGAAGGAGCUGCUGCACAACGUUCAGCUGCUGAAAAUAGAGCUUUCCCAAAAGAACCUGAUCAUAGACAACAUGAAGGCGGACCACAUGGCAAAGGUUGAGGAACUCGAGGAAAAACUGAACGACGCCUUGCAUCAAAAGCAGGUCCUCUCUCUUAAACUUGACAGCCAGCUUAAGCUUGCACAAGAGGAGAACAGGAAACAGCAGGCUCUGCGUAAGCAGGAGAUGGAGACCAUCCUGCUCAGGCAGCAGCAGCUGGAGGAGACUAACCGGCAGCUGUGCGAGAAGGCAGGAGAGCUGCGCCGCUCCCUGCGCGAUCUGGACAUAACCCAGGAGCGCUACCAGGAGCUCUGCAGCACUCCUGACGACAAACUAAGCAUCCAGGAAUAUGUAGCUAUGCGUUUCUAUGAGGCUGUAACUCCUCUCCGUGCUCAGCUGACUCAGCUGAGUGAACAGAAGGGCUAUCUGACUGAGGAGCUGGACGUACAGCGGAACAAGAUGAAGCUUUUGAUGGAGAGCUAUGAGGAAGAGAGGCGGCUGCGCGCAGAGCUGGAGCUGAGGAGCCAGAGGCUGACCUUAGAGCUGGCUGAUACCAAGCAGCAUAUCCAAGAGGGCGACUAUCGCAGAGACAACUACCCAAACAUCAGGAGAGAACGUGAUGAAUUAGAAUCAGAGCUGAAGGAGUUAAAGAGGAGGUUUGAGGCGGUGGACUUGUCUCACGCUGCAAUAACCAGAGAGAGGGAGACACUCAGCAGUGAGGUGGCGACCUUGCAGCAGUCAGUGACUCUCCUGGAGAAGGACAAGGAAUACCUGCACAGGCAGAACAUGGAGCUCAGUGUCCGCUGCGCUCAUCAAGAAGAUCGUCUAGAUAGACUACAGGUACAACUAGAGGAUGCAAAGAAAGCCAGAGAGAAUACGUAUGAAAAAUAUGUAGCAUCCAGAGACUACUAUAAGUCAGAGUAUGAGAACAAGCUCAGAGAUGAGUUGGAGAAUAUCCGGCUGAAAACAAGUCAGGAGAUCGAGAACCUUCAGAGAACCUCCCGAGAGAUGUAUGAGAGAGAGAACAGGAAUUUGCGUGAGGCCAGAGACAAUGCAGUCCUAGAAAAAGACAGAGCUGUCGCCGCUGAAAGAGACUCUCAGUCAAGAUACGACCAACUGCUGGAGCAGUUUCGUCAGCUUCAGCUGGGCACCGACAGCCGAGUAGCAGAGCUGUCCAGUCAGGCCAAGCUGCACUCCUUCGAAGCAGAGCGAGCUCUUUUACUCAAGGAAGAGACGGCGAAGGCGCUGGCUCAGUGCCAGGUGGAGUGUGAGAAACAGCAGAAGAAGCUGGAGCUUCUCACUCAGGAGUUUUACACUCUCCAAGCCUCCUCUGAGAAGCGGGUGGCUGAGCUUCAGGCCCAGAAUGCAGAGCAGGCAUCACGACUUGAGACAUAUGAAAAGAUGGAGCAGGAGUUGGACCAGGUUACCAUGCAGGCGGCUGAAAUUGAGAAUGAGGAAGAGGCAGAGAGAAUUCUCUUCUCAUAUGGAUACGGUGCAAACGUUCCAACGACGGCUAAAAGAAGACUAAAGCAAAGUGUUCAUCUGGCCCGCAGGGUGCUGCAGCUUGAGAGACAGAACACAUCACUGAGGAGGGAUCUGGACAGACACCAGUCCCAGACAGGACAGAUGUCUCAGGAGCUGUCUGCAGCCAACCAGCUGUUGCAGCAGACCCAGCAGCCUUACAGCUUUCUAAUCCAGACUGUGAGGGAAAGGGAUGCACAGCUUAGCGCACUGAAGGAACGCCUCUCAUCCCUUGAGGAAGAAGUCAGUUCGUUGAGGAAGGAGCGAAAUGCUCUCCAACAAGUGAAGAACGACAUGGCAGCUGACCUGGAGCGACUUCUCAACAAUAGAGAGGAGUUGGCAAUGAUGAAGCAGACCCUGAUCAGCAUGCAGUCCAGAAAGGGAAAGGGUCUUGACCUGUUUGAAACUGGUAACAGUGCUACGAGGACCUCUAGAACAGCAGGGCAGCAGUCCAAACGCGUCAGCAGAACUGACGAGGAAGAAUCAUCAAACAAGCCCAAACCGACUGUUUUUACCAAAGGAGAAGUUCCUGAUUGGUACCAAAGGGCAAAGCAGAAACCUAAAUGAGAAUUUUCCAUAAUUUGGAGCCGAUUCAGGAUUUUUUCUUAUGUAAAUGUAAUAGUACAGUUUUUUCUUGUAAAUGGUGUUUAUGUUUUUAUUACAAAAGUAAAACAAGUCACUUAUAUCUGGGUGUUUUUGUUUUUGUCCAAAUCGUGCUCACCAGUUGCACCAAAAUUCCUCAUCCUUGGCAGCGUUCAGCUUCGAUGCCAUUUAUUCCUCAUCUUUUUCGGCUACACAUGCUGGUUGCUACAGACAAGCAACACAGCAGAAACUUUAGCCUUUGAUUUGCUCGAGCUGAAACUCCUUUGGCUUUAAAUAUAGACAUACUAGGCAUGCCUUUAUCAUUUCAGACUAAGUUCUUAUUGGUGUCAUAUUAAACUCAGCCACACAGCCACUGGGAAGCAGUGCUGUGACCUUUUCAG
This is a messenger RNA of Cyprinodon variegatus (sheepshead minnow), 2968 nucleotides long. RefSeq names its product progesterone immunomodulatory binding factor 1 (gene pibf1). NCBI's taxonomy places the organism in Eukaryota, Metazoa, Chordata, Actinopteri, Cyprinodontiformes, Cyprinodontidae. The transcript is spliced from 18 exons. The record is from RefSeq and is a predicted model, not a curated record. The coding region runs from base 240 to 2552 and encodes 770 amino acids. Gene Ontology annotation, cellular component: centriolar satellite. Gene Ontology annotation, biological process: cilium assembly.